AUGCAGCAGCCGAAUCUGUUCCCGUUCGGCAACGUUCUCGGGAAUCCAUUUUUGUUGAAUGGCGGCGUUGGCGGUGACGGUGACGAUUUAAGCGUCGGUGGAUUUGAGAGCUCUGGAGUUUUCUUCUUGGUCCCUUUUUUGUUAUUCCAAGGAGGUGGAAUGGAUUUGUCCAAGGUUGGGGAAAAAUUCCUCAGCUCUGUACGGUCCGCGCGAUCACUUGGUCUCUUGCCUUCUGUUUCUUCUUCUGAUCGGCCCGAGGUUCCAGCUCGAGCUGCAGCAGCAGCUGCUGUUGCUCGUGCUCUUGCAGGAUUGCCACCUCAUCAGAGAUAUAGUCUUCCAUCAAGUUCUGAAGAACUGAGGUCAAUAUAUGGAAGCAGACCUCAGAGUCAAGUAGUGGAGGAGCUAGAGGAAGACUUCUAUGAAGAGGAGUUUGAUCCAAUAAAACACAUUCUGGAGCAUAUUCCUUCUGAAGAAAAUGAACUAGAAUAUUUUGAGAAACAGGCCACACUUAGAUUAGCACAACUAGAUAGAGUAGCAGAAUGUUUAUCCCGCAAUGUCAUGGAGCAUCAUGAAGUAAUGGUGAAGGGUAUGAAUUUGGUCAGGGAAUUGGAGAACGACUUGAAGAUUGCAAAUGUCAUCUGCAUGAAUGGAAGAAGGCAUCUGACCUCAUCAAUGAAUGAGGUUUCAAGGGACCUUGUUGUGAAUACUGAUUCUAAGAAGAAACAAGCUCUUAUGGACUUGCUUCCUGUACUGGCUGAGCUUCUUCAUGCAAGGGACAUGCAAGUAGCUCUCGAGUCUCUUGUUGAUGAAGGUAAUUACUGCAAGGCAUUUCAAGUACUCUCUGAGUAUUUACAACUACUUGAUAGUUUCUCAGAGCUCUCAGCAAUACAAGAGAUGAGCUGUGGGGUUGAGGUUUGGCUAGGAAGAACACUUCAGAAGCUGGAUUCGCUCUUGUUAGGGGUGUGCCAGGAGUUUAAAGAAGAAGGCUAUCUAACUGUGGUUGACGCUUAUGCUUUAAUAGGAGAUGCGUCUGGUCUUGCUGAAAAGAUACAAAGCUUUUUCAUGCAAGAAGUUAUCUCAGAAACUCACUCUGUGUUGAAGAGUAUUGUGCAUGAGGAACAUGAUGUACAUAUACAAAGUAGUAGACUUACCUACAGUGAUCUGUGCCUUCAGAUACCUGAAUCUAAGUUUAGGCAGUGUUUGUUAAGAACACUAGCUGUCUUGUUCAAAUUGAUGUGUUUAUAUCAUGAAAUCAUGGGCUUUCAGCUGGAGAAUAAGGUUUUAGAGUGCCCAACAACAAAUGCCAAAUUCAUGGAAGACCGGACAUCAUGUUCACCUUCCGUGGAGGAGUCUACAACAGCCACUUGCUCAGCUGAUGCAUCAGAAAGGAUGGAUUCUGGAUAUGUAGAAUCUGACGAACCAGUCUCUGAGGGUAGAAAUGGCGAUGGUGCUACGUCUAGUGGUGGAUCUCCAUGGUAUCAAUUAAGGAAAGAAGCCAUAGCUUUUGUGUCACAAACCCUUCAGAGGGGAUGCAAGAAUCUUUGGCAACUUACAACUAGCCGAGUAUCAGUUUUGCUGUCUUCUUCUGCUGCUACUUCUACAAGCAUUCAUCAAUUUUUGAAAAAUUAUGAAGAUCUUAACAUAUUUAUCCUGGCUGGGGAAACCUUCUGUGGAGUCAAGGCAGUUGAAUUCAGGCAGAAAUUGAAGGUUAUUUGUGAAAAUUAUUUUGCAGCAUUUCAUCGGCAAAACAUAUCUGCGCUUAAAAUGGUUUUGGAGAAGGAAAUCUGGCUUAGAUUGCCACCAGAGACAGCACAAAUUAUUAGUUUUGCUGGGCUUGUAGGUGAUGGAGCACCCUUAAUUGCUGCAUCUGAUGGUAACUCCUCUAAUCCUUGGGUGCUUCUCACUGACAAACCAGCAAACAAAGUUGACACAGGUGCCAAGAAGAGUGGAUUUUCUCCUUGGCUUAGAAAUGGAAACCCAUUUUUGCUAAAAGUAGGCAGCAGUCCCAAAGAGACUCAUAAUUCCUCCCCACUUUAUGGAGCAACCUCUGGUGAACAUGAGGGAAGUGUUGAUAAUCUUCAUGGUAAUGUCUUUCCACGAAAUGGUGAUGUAAAUCAUAUCAAUGGCUCCAAUUCUAUAUCAGAAGAGGAAAAUGAGGAUUUACUUGCUGACUUUAUUGAUGAAGAUAGUCAACUCCCUAGUCGAAUUUCAAAACCCAGCCUUUCAAAAGGUUACUCUUCUCAUUCCAUUAAUGAUGAGUUUACAGCACAAACGGGAUCAUCUCUUUGUCUUCUAAGGUCGAUGGAUAAGUAUGCAAGGUUGAUGCAGAAACUUGAAAUAGUAAAUAUUGAGUUUUUUAAGGGCAUAUGCCAGUUAUUUGAGAUGUUUUUCUAUUAUAUAUUUGAAACAUUUGGUCAGCAAAACAUGAAUUCAAGUGGAAAGGCUUCUACAGACUCUCUUACUUAUCGGUUAAAGACAGCCUUAUCAAGAAUUACACAAGAUUGCGAUCAGUGGAUAAAAACUCCAUCAGGAUCCUUAUCAUCUCCACCUGCACAUGCAGAUAUGACACCUACUGCUCCUCAAAGUACAAAUUUUGGUCCUCCAGCAGGCACCUCCUUUGGUCUAAAGGAAAGAUGUGCAGGUGCUGACACUGUAGCCCUUGUUGCUCAGAUAUUGCAUAGAUCUAGAACUAAUCUCCAAUCAUUGCUACUGAAGAGUAAUACAGCUGUAGUUGAAGAUUUCUUUAUGCACCUGGUGGAUUCUGUGCCAGAUCUUAUAGAGCACAUGCAUAGGACAACUGCAAGAAUACUGCUACACAUUAAUGGAUAUGUUGAUCGAAUCGCUAAUGCAAAAUGGGAACUGAAAGAGCUUGGGAUGGAGCACAAUGGGUAUGUGGAUUUGUUGUUGGGAGAAUUUAAGCACUACAAAACAAGGCUUGGUCAUGGGGGAAUUCACAAAGAGGUUCAAGACCUCCUCUUGGACUAUGGACUUGAAAUUGUUGCAAAAACUCUUAUUGAAGGUCUAUCACGAGUGAAGCGAUGUACUGAUGAAGGACGAGCUCUCAUGUCAUUAGACCUUCAGGUUUUAGCCAAUGGCCUACAACACUUUGCCUCCUUAAAUGUGAAGCCAAAGUUUCAAAUUGUUGAAACUUUCAUCAAGGCUUAUUAUCUCCCUGAAACUGAAUAUGUACACUGGGCACGUGCUCAUCCUGAAUACGGCAAGAAUCAAAUUGUGGGGUUGAUAAAUCUUGUUGCUUCAAUGAAAGGUUGGAAAAGAAAAACCAGGUUGGAAGUGCUAGAAAAGAUAGAAUAAGCAAGUUUGUCUGCGAAGAGAAUUUGAACUAGCAUUAGAUAUAUACAAAGUUAAGGUUGGGUGUUCUAUUUGGCUGAACCUGAACACCCAAGGCGAUGAUAAAAGGCAAGCCAUUUUUGUUCUUAUAUCUUUAAACUUGAAAAGGUAAUAAGCCAUUCUGAGCAUAAGCAAUUCUCUGUAUCUUUGUUGUUUUUAAAUCGUCCAAUCUUCCUUCCGAUACAGAAGAAGCAAAUGUAACUGGUUAUUAUCGCUAUGUAUCAUAUCUGCCAACCAAUGAAACAAUAAAAGUUGAGAGGAGAGCUACGGUUAUCACCUUAUAACGUGAACUAAAAGGAAGCGAAAAACCCUGAAAAAUUUACAGUUUCCUUUUGAGUGGAAUUAGAUGACCAUAUCUGACUAUUCUCUUAUUACCCACAGAUCAUGUUUGUAGGUAUCAAACAAGUCAUCAGUCUGUUUUACGGUAGGGUAUUUUUA
Messenger RNA from Durio zibethinus, 3786 nucleotides. RefSeq lists its product as uncharacterized. The record is from RefSeq and is a predicted model, not a curated record. Gene Ontology annotation, biological process: retrograde transport, endosome to Golgi; endocytic recycling. Lineage: Eukaryota; Viridiplantae; Streptophyta; Magnoliopsida; Malvales; Malvaceae. Gene Ontology annotation, cellular component: EARP complex. Gene Ontology annotation, molecular function: SNARE binding.